AUGCCUCACGACACUGUCAUGACGAGACGCGAGGACAGCCUGGACGAGCCAAUAUACGCGCAAUACCGAUUCUCACAAACAGUGCCCUCAGGGCAAGGCAUCGGGCCGCACAUCAGGCUUCUGAGCGUAUCAGAAGAUAUCCUCGCGACAGUCCACGGCGACCGCGAUGUGCUCAUUUGGAACGUCAAGCGCAACUUGCCUCCUCAGCGCAUCGAGAUUGAAAUUGUCCUCGACUUCAUUACGGGCAUUGCCAUCUCGCCAGCAAGCAGCAACAUCGUCGCGCUGUCAUUCCGAUUGGGGCCCAAAUGCGAGGUAUGGACAUUCAACUGGGCAGACCAAGUCGCCGAGGCAAUGUUCACGACGGGAUUGGACCUCCACUCACCACAAUUUUCGCCUGACGGUCGAUUACUUGCCUGGAUAUCGGCCGGGAGCGUGGAUGUUUGGGAAACGAUCAUCAACACGCACGUCCAGACAGUCAGCGAAAAUCAGUCGGGAAGGCUGGUCAGCUGGGAUGUCGUAACAUGGUCGUAUAUCGGCGAAUCGAAGGUUCAGCCGGCGAUGGACGACGACGGGAGGGAACCGGUGCAGCUUGUUACGGACAACAGGCGUGUUAUGAUGGUCUCUCGUGAGGUGGGCGAAGUUGCGCAAAGGUGGAGGCUGACAACAUGGUGGCCGAGUAGCGAUAACAGGUCGGAGCUCGAGAUGGACGGAUGUGUGUAUGGAUGCGUUCCUGGGAAUUGCGCCUUCGUUGCGACGGUGCAGUCGGACGGGGGAAAGCUGCGAAUCCGCGACACGAACAAAGGCAUGUGCUUCGACCAGUCGACUCAGGGCAUAGCGAAACGCGGCAAGACACCUUCGGUGGUGAUGGGUGGCAUGGUGAUAAGUGGAAAGAUUAUGGUGACACAACUUGCCAACGGAAGGACGACGAUAUGGCAAUUGGUGGCCACGGAAUAG
This is a messenger RNA of Colletotrichum phormii, 954 nucleotides long. RefSeq lists its product as uncharacterized. Lineage: Eukaryota; Fungi; Ascomycota; Sordariomycetes; Glomerellales; Glomerellaceae. Bases 1 to 954 code for a protein of 317 amino acids. The transcript has 2 exons. The record is from RefSeq and is a predicted model, not a curated record. Gene Ontology annotation, molecular function: protein binding.